Messenger RNA from Carassius auratus (goldfish), 2090 nucleotides. RefSeq names its product phosphopantothenoylcysteine decarboxylase-like. Bases 303 to 911 code for a protein of 202 amino acids. The transcript is spliced from 5 exons. Gene Ontology annotation, biological process: coenzyme A biosynthetic process. Gene Ontology annotation, cellular component: phosphopantothenoylcysteine decarboxylase complex. Gene Ontology annotation, molecular function: FMN binding; phosphopantothenoylcysteine decarboxylase activity. The record is from RefSeq and is a predicted model, not a curated record. Lineage: Eukaryota; Metazoa; Chordata; Actinopteri; Cypriniformes; Cyprinidae.
ACGGAAGUAAACUAAACGUGGAGCGCGAGCGACAACCAUAGACAGUAAAAGAAAGGACACGACUGGCCGUUUUUAUGCAGUCUAUGCAACUGACCUGCACAUACUCUAAAUUUACUGAUAGUUAAAUGUGUAAUUUAAUUGUUUAAUUGUAAAUGUGUAGUUUAAAAUUUCACUUCGAAAUAAAUUUCAAAUAUGAAUGAUACAAAUAUCAUAUCAUACCUUACCAAAGAAAUACUUUAGACAGGUGAAACCAAUCAAAUAUAAAAAGUAUUGUUAACAAGAUUAAGUUUUAUGUUUUUACGAUGCAGCAGAAUUCUGAAUCUGAUCAUAUUCAACUGGACUUGCCAACAAAUAGUAGAAAACUUAAUGUUCUAGUUGGUUUGACUGGCAGUGUAGCUGCACUCAAGGCGCCUUUGUUGGUAACACAACUACUUGAGAUUCCAGGGGUUGAUGUCCGUGUGGUCACCACAGACCAUGCCACUCAUUUUUACGAUAUCAGUGAAGUCCCUGUCCGUGUGUACACAGAUAAGGAUGAGUGGGAGAUGUGGACAAAGCGCUCUGACCCUGUGCUUCAUAUCGAACUUAGACGUUGGGCAGAUCUGCUAGUAAUCGCUCCACUGGAUGCCAACACACUUGGUAAAAUUGCCAGUGGAAUAUGUGACAACCUCCUGACAUGUGUGGUGCGGGCCUGGGACUCCAGCCGUCCUCUGCUCUUCUGUCCUGCUAUGAACACAGCCAUGUGGCAGCACCCUAUCACUGCACAGCAGGUGGCCAUGCUUAAAAGCUUUGGCUACGUUGAGAUACCAUGCAUUGCCAAAAAACUAGUCUGUGGAGAUGAAGGUAAAGGCGCCAUGGCAGAGGUUUCAACUAUUGUUGAAACUGUCAAACAAUACAGUCCAGAAACAUCCUGAAUGACCUCGGACUAAACAUACCAAUGGUAAAGAGAUACAAAGUUAUCUAUGGAGCCCCAUUUCUUAAUAAAAACUAAAACACUAUAUUUCCAGAAUAAAAAAGAAUAAAUUGAAAUGUGUGGAAUUGUAUAUCUCACACUUCUGAAUUUUUAAAUUGUAAGAUAGAAACUCAGAAUUGUUAGAUAUAAACUUGCAGUUCUUAGAAAAAAAGUCAGAAUUGUGAAUGAAAAAAGCAAUUAAAAUUCUUAAAAGUCAAAAUACAAAGUUUACAAUCUGACAAAUCUUGACUUUUUUCAAAAAUUGCUAGUUGACAUCUUUUUGGAUCUUAGAAAUGUGAGAAACAAAGUCUAAAUUGUGAAGAUGCAAUUACCCUUUAUUUUUUUCAUGGCAGAACCCAUCUUUUAUAGUUAUCUGCACAAAGACAAUUUAAGGUGUUAUGAUAUGUAAAAUGUUUAAUAUUUUAGUGUUUUACAAUUAUACGUAUCAAUGUUAAGAAACCUACAAACAAAAUGUUCCUGUUAUUUAUGUUUGUAAUGGUUACAUUCAUUAUAUCCAUUUAUUUUUACAUAGUAAUUUCAAAUAAGCUACUUAAUUAUUUUCUAUACUGAAAAUGUUCCUCAUAAUAAAGUGUCACAUAUCAGCAUAGUUAAAUGUCACUGUUGUUUAAUCUUUGGAUCUGCCCUGGUAGCUAAUCCUUAUUUUGAAACUAAUUAUGAUAAAUGAUCAGAGGACUGACACAGUCUGUUGUUACUUAAUGGCAUCGGAUUAAUGAGCACAAAAAUCAUGUAAUGUUAUAAUAGUAGAAUAUUUUACAGGAAAACAUAUUUAAAACAUGUUUACUUGAUAAUUUAACUGGUUUAAAUGUUAGAAGUCUUCAUUUUGACGUGUGAAUGCGUGUUCUGUCUGUGACCUUUCCCCCAGCGAGGGCUUCAGAGGUCGAGUGAGUUCAGAGGCCUCUAACCACAACAGCAGCAAGAGAUGUUCAUGAAAAUAGUCUCAGGUUGUGCUAGAAGAUACUAAUACGUUUAACACCUCCAAAUAUCUUGUUUUGUUCAGGUACAUAUCCUGUUGCAGAUUACCGUUAGAAAUGUGUUCCAUCUGUUAAUCAUAUGUGGUUAACCACCUUGAUUCUCAUUUUGCUCAGAUAUGCCAACAGCACGAGCAUAGAUAUAUAUAUAU